AGGUCCCUGGUCCAACCCACCCGUCGGCGGUCGGGCUGGAUCCCCGAGAAAGAGACCGGCCGCCACCGCUCCCCACCUGGCCCCCAUCUGCACAGUCCCCACUCCAAAACCCCGCCAGCUAGCUCCGCCGCCGGCGACAUGGCCGACGGCGCCACGCCCAGGCGCAAAUCCGUGCCGGACUGGCUCAACAGCCCGAUCUGGUCCGCGCCUCCCUCGUCCCCGCGCCACCGCUCCCCGCCCCGCGCGGCGCCCUCCCCGCCCCAGCCGCCGCCGCCUCCCCUGCCCCCGCCCCAGCCGCCCCGGGAUCCGGUCCCCACCCCUCCUCCAAACGCCCCCCGCGAUAGCGACGGCGACGGCUCGGACGACGACGGCGAAGGCGCGGGCGCGGCCGGCCGGUCGCGGGCCCACCUCGUCGCGGAGUUCAGGGUCGCGCUGGACAGGAAGGUGGUGGAUCUGGCGGAGCUGCGGAGGCUCGCGUGCCAGGGCGUGCCCGACGCCGCCGGGUUGCGGCCGGUCGUCUGGAAGCUUCUCUUGGGAUACUUGCCAACUGAUCGUGCUCUAUGGCCUUAUGAACUGGAGAAAAAGCGGUCCCAGUACAGUGCUUUCAAAGAUGAGCUUCUGGUUAACCCUUCAGAAGUUACUCGAAGAAUGGAGGAAAUGACUGUUUCCAAACGGAAGAAACAUGAUGCUGAAGGAACUGGUGUGCUACCAAGGGCGGAGAUUGUUCGUGAUGAGCAUCCUUUAAGCCUUGGGAAAACUAGUGUUUGGAACCAAUACUUUCAGGAAUCUGAAAUUAUAGAGCAGAUUGAUAGAGAUGUUAAACGUACUCAUCCUGAGAUGCAAUUUUUCAAUGGGGACGCUUCAGAUUCCUUGUCUAAUCAGGAGUCACUGAAGCGUAUACUUACCAUCUUUGCAAAAUUAAAUCCGGGUAUAAGAUAUGUACAAGGAAUGAAUGAGGUUUUGGCACCUCUCUUUUAUGUUUUCAAGAACGAUUCAGAUGAAAAUCAUGCUGCUUCAGCGGAGGCAGAUGCAUUUUUCUGUUUUGUUGAGCUGCUUAGUGGGUUCCGAGAUAACUUCUGCAAGCAACUUGACAACAGUGUGGUCGGUAUACGCUCCACAAUCACCAGACUGUCGCAACUUCUGAAAAGGCAUGACGAGGAGCUCUGGCGGCAUUUAGAGGUCGUAACCAAGGUUAAUCCUCAGUUCUACGCAUUCAGAUGGAUCACCUUGCUGUUAACACAGGAGUUCAAGUUCAGUGACUGCCUCCACCUAUGGGACACCCUACUAGGCGACCCAGAGGGCCCUCAGGCUACCUUGUUGCGGAUCUGCUGCGCGAUGCUGAUACUCGUCCGAAGGCGGCUCCUGGCCGGAGAUUUCACCGCGAACCUCAAGCUCCUCCAGAGCUACCCGCCCACAAACAUCGACCACCUGCUGCACAUCGCUAACAAGCUGCGAGGGCCGCUUCCCUACUGAUGUUUCUGUUUCCACUUCAUAUGUUUUGAUGCCGGUUCAUACGAUCCAAGAAAUGGUGCACUAGAAGCUCUGUAAAUGGACUUCCCAUAGGUGCUGGGUGAUUGUUGAUUUGAAAUUGAGCGCACUAGUUCUCGUGCAUUGUCCGUUCGAUGCCCUUUAUAGCUUGGUUGCUGUUUUUAGUGUUCGGCUGAACACGAGGCACCACCACUGGGAGCACACGUGCAUUCAGCAGGUCAAGUAAAGAAGUGCACAAAGGUUUGGCCAUCGAGCUGGGCAAUUUGUCAAUUUCUUUC
Panicum hallii is the source of this 1766-nucleotide messenger RNA. RefSeq names its product TBC1 domain family member 13-like. The record is from RefSeq and is a predicted model, not a curated record. Gene Ontology annotation, biological process: activation of GTPase activity; intracellular protein transport. Gene Ontology annotation, molecular function: GTPase activator activity. NCBI's taxonomy places the organism in Eukaryota, Viridiplantae, Streptophyta, Magnoliopsida, Poales, Poaceae. Bases 139 to 1473 code for a protein of 444 amino acids. The transcript has 9 exons.